CUCGAUAAUAUCACUGCUGCCGUGCCGUAUGCUAUCGGCUGGACAUAUACCUCACCAUGUCGGCUGUAUAAUAUCUCAGAGAUAUCUCGUGAGACGCGCUUUCCAUGCCUGCGCGACGCAACUAUCCGUCAAGUCCGACGCGACCAAGGACAGCUCGUCCCAAAGCGCAUCUCCAGCAAGCAAGCCUCGACGGACAAGGAAGAAAUAUGAAGAGCUGCCUACACGGCUCGUCCUACCAGAUGGAACGCUUGCUCCUCCUUUGCCUCCUUGGAACGGUGAACCGGAUGAGUUACCGCUGCCGAAGUUAGCAAUUGCAGAAUCGGGGCCAGUAGAUAAACCGAAACGAAAACGGAAGCGCAAAAUCGUCAGCACGGAGGAAGCAGACCAGCCUACCGAGCGCAUAGAGCCUCGUAAUCAACUCGCCAUGGAGAUUCUGGAGAACCGGGCAAGGUUUCCCCAUUGCAUUCUUUUGACUCGAGUCGGUUCCUUCUACGAGUCGUACUUCGAACAAGCAGCGGAAGUCGCGCGUCUCCUCAACAUCAAGCUCACGACGCGCAAAUGGGGCGGGCAGACUAUCCUCAUGUGCGGCUUCCCGCUCAUGCACCUCGACAAGUACCUGAAAGUGCUCGUGCAGAAGAACCACCGCUUCGUGGCUAUGUGCGAGGAGUUCCCCCUCCCCAAGCCCCUCAACGGCAGAGCGUUCGACAGACGCGUCGUACGCGUCGUCACUCCUGGAACGCUCAUCGAUGAGCCGUUCCUGAACCAGUACGAGAACAGCUUCCUGCUCGCAAUCGGAUACCCCUCUCCGGACGGCAGCUCUCAGAACGAGGACGGAGAACGUACUUCGCUUGGGCUCGCGUGGAUGGACGUCUCUACGGGAGAGUUUUACACGAAACAAAGCACAUUGGAGACAGUGCGCGACGAUCUAGCGCGUAUCGGCCCAAAAGAGGUGGUCCUCGACAAGCUGCUGGAGCCGCAGCCGGACGAACGCCUGCACAGGUUGAUACGUGAGGAGGGUUAUUUCCUGUCCUUCGCUUCCGUCGCCGCGCGCUCUGCCGAUGAUACCCCGUUACCCCCACUUGAGUCAGGUAUGAGCGAUGCCGUCGCAGACGACCUCGAUACGCCUGCUCCUCUCGUAAGUGGCGACGCGCAAGAAACGGCUGCCAUCAACCUCCUCACCUCUUUCCUUUCCGCUCACCUGAUGGAACACAUGCCCCGCCUUUCUUCUCCUAGCAGAGAAGUCGGAGAAGGAAGGAUGCAAAUUGAUUCGCAUACCAUCAAAGCCCUCGAGAUUCGGGAAGGGAUGCGCGAAGGCGGUGCGGUGGGCAGUCUGCUCAGCGUCGUAAAGAGGACCGUGACGAGUAGCGGGACGCGUUUGUUGGCACGCUGGCUCUGCUCACCCAGCACGUCUCUCCACGAAAUCAACGCUCGUCAAUCGCUCGUAGCUUUCUUCCACUCGCGCCCGCACCUGCGUGCCGACCUUGUCGAAGCCCUCCAGCGCGUCGAGGACACCACGCGCAUAGUACAAAAGUUCCUGUCCGGCCGCGGCGACUUUGUCGACCUCGUCGCCGUAAGUGCCACCAUCGGCAUAUGGUCCUCCAUCAAGGAUCGCUUGGAGCUGGAGAAGAAGAUGGAUGCCCACGAAGAGGUCCCAGGCAGGUCCGACGACUGGACCAGCUUGGACAUCCUCCUGUCAAGAUUCACCGAGUUGCGCGACUUGGCGUCUCGGAUAGACCGUGCUUUGCGUGGGCGAGAGGUCGAGCCCAUGCGUGAAGACGAAGGCGCGGAUGCGGAGGAGCAAGACGGCGAGUCUAUGCUCCAGGCAGGCGCCGAUGACGGCGCGAUGCUCAACGACGAUAUUGUUCACGGCGUCGGGGUUAAAUGGACGAUACGGCCCGAAUUUUCCGACGAGCUAGCCAAGUUGCACCGUAAACUGCAAGAUCUCUACGCGGAGCGCGAGGCUCUGCAGCGAAGACUACAGCUCCAAUACGAUGCACCGUCGUUGACUCUACGCGCUUCGCGGAGCCACGGUCUUCACGUCCAUCUGGCCAAAGGAAAGCGGGACAAGGCUAAGUUGCAGGCAUCCCCGUCUUUCAUUCUCAUUUCCGAAAGCGGUUCGACCGCCAGCUACUUCUUGCAGGAAUGGUCGCGCAUCGGCACACUGAUCUUCGACACUACUGCUGCCAUCUCAAACGAGGAACGACUGGCAUUCGAUGGCCUUCGCGGAGAGGUCGUCGCUCAUACCACCUCUCUCAGGCGUAACGCAAGGAUCAUCGACGAAUUGGACGUCACUCUCGGUUUUGCCAAUUUAGCGGUGGACCUGAACCUCGUGCGACCAGCCUUCUGCGACGACCCGGCCUAUCACGUCGUGAACGCCCGUCAUCCUACCGUCGAAAUUGGGCUACUCGAGGCCGGACGCGUAUUCAUCCCGAACACCAUCGACAUGCGCUCUGGGUCGCGCGUGCAGAUAAUAACCGGUCCCAAUAUGGGCGGUAAAUCGACGCUUCUGCGCAGCGUCGCCAUCAUCGCGAUCCUGGCUCAGACGGGCUCCUUCGUCCCCGCCGACGAGGCGACGCUGGGAGUCGUCGACAGGGUGCUGUCCCGGGUGGGUGCCAAGGACGACCUGUUCCGUGACAGGAGCACUUUCAUGGUGGAGAUGCUCGAGACUGCCGAAAUCCUCCGCCGGGCUACUCCCCGCAGUCUUGUGAUUAUGGACGAGGUCGGACGAGGAACGACUACCAAGGACGGGCUUGCGAUCGCCUUCAGCACCCUGCAUCACCUGCAUGACGUGAACGGCUGUCGCGCUCUGUUCGCCACCCAUUUUCAUGAGCUAGCGGACAUGGUCGGCUACAGCGAAGACGGAGAGAAACAACCCACUCUGCCGGACGUCGCUUUCUUCUGCACAGACGUCGACGAAACUGAGGAUGGGCUGAUCUCGUACUCACACCGCCUGCGGCCGGGCGUCAAUCGCGACAGUCACGGCCUCAAAGUCGCCCGUUUAGCGGGCAUGCCGCCUUCGGCGAUGAGCAUUGCGGAACAGGCUCUGCUGCAGCUAAGGAGCACCGGAGACUCUGCCCUCUCAACGCAACAUCAACUUCGAGAGAUCGGGCGUGCGCUCGCACUGCCGCCGUAGCGCCGUGUGUGAUACCCGGCCAUGGGGCGAUCGCCGAUAUAGGCCUACACCACGCCGAGCCACACGCGCUGGGCCAUACCCCGUAGGCCGGUGAUGGAAGGAGC
Punctularia strigosozonata HHB-11173 SS5 is the source of this 3237-nucleotide messenger RNA. RefSeq lists its product as uncharacterized. Gene Ontology annotation, cellular component: nucleus. Gene Ontology annotation, biological process: mismatch repair. The transcript has 10 exons. NCBI's taxonomy places the organism in Eukaryota, Fungi, Basidiomycota, Agaricomycetes, Corticiales, Punctulariaceae. The record is from RefSeq and is a predicted model, not a curated record. Gene Ontology annotation, molecular function: ATP-dependent DNA damage sensor activity; ATP binding; mismatched DNA binding. The coding region runs from base 425 to 3133 and encodes 902 amino acids.